AUCCGUCCGAUACACAGGCGACUGCUCGUGACGUCACAGGGCUUUAGCUGUGUAACUUCUCGAGCAGCUUUCUGUACAAGCCGAAAGCUGGUGUUUGGGUGCGCGUAAAUAGUAACAAACUUUACACAACGUUUGUAUGUAUUUGUAUGCUUGUAAGUUCUCAGUAUGAGUGCUGGUAUGCUUUAUGGGGGUGAUGAGAUCGGUGCCCUUGUCUUCGAUAUCGGACAUUAUUCAUUGAGGGUAGGUUAUGCUCAAGAAGAUACACCGAAGGCGGAGAUCCCGGCUGUGGUAGGUGUUGUUGAAGAUGCUAAUUCAGGAGUAGUAUUGAAGACGGAUGGAAUGGAUAUUGAUGAAAAGAAAUCUGAUCCCACCAAUGUAACAUCGUCUACAUCAGAUACUAAAUAUCACAUUGAUACAAACUUCCUACAUGUAGCUCGAAAAGGAAUGGAAGUUUCUAAUUACAUGAAGGAUGGUAUGAUUGAAGACUGGGAUUUGUUUGAAAAAGUGCUGGACUACACAUAUGCCAAAUGCAUUCAGUCUGAGUCAGAGUUUCAUCCUGUCCUUAUGUCGGAAGCUCCAUGGAAUGUACGAAAUAAACGAGAAAGGCUCACAGAACUAAUGUUUGAAAAGUAUAAUGUCCCUGCAUUUUUCCUUGUUAAGAAUGCUGUCCUUGCUGCCUUUGCAAACGGUCGUGCUACUGGUAUUGUUGUGGACAGUGGUGCUACACACACAUCUGCAGUUCCUGUUCAAGAUGGAUUUGUUUUGACACAAGCUAUUGUAAAGUCACCUCUUGGUGGGGACUACAUUAGCAUGCAGUGCAAAAACUUUUUACAGGAGAAUGAUGUUGAGAUAGUGCCAUCAUAUCUUAUUGGAAGUAAGGAGGUGGUUAAGGAACGAGAGAAGGCCCGUUGGGUCAAAAAACGUAAUUUGCCAGAAGUUACAACAUCAUGGCACAACUAUAUGACCAAGAAAAUCGUGCAGGAUUUCCAAGCUAGUGUGCUGCAGGUGUCAGAGACCCCAUAUGAUGAGAAGACUGUCUCUUCUAUACCCACUGUUCAUUAUGAGUUUCCCAGUGGCUACCACCAGGAUUUUGGCAGCGAGCGUUUUCGUAUUCCUGAGGCGCUCUUUGACCCCAGUGUGGUUCAGAUGCGAGGUGGACUAGUAGGCAAUACCAUGCUUGGAGUAGGUCACAUAGUGACAACCAGCGUGGGAAUGUGUGAUGUGGAUGUGCGGCCUGCCCUCUACGGCAGUGUUGUGGUGACAGGUGGCAAUUCCUUCUUACAGGGAUUCCCAGAGCGUUUGAACCGUGAUCUGUCCAUGCGAAUUCCAUCCAGCAUGCGUCUCAAGUUGAUUAGUGCUAAUGGUUGUGCUGAACGCCGGUUUGGUGCAUGGAUUGGAGGCUCAAUUUUGGCCUCUAUUGGGACUUUCCAACAGAUGUGGAUCUCAAGCCAGGAAUAUGAGGAAGGUGGCAAGGGACAAGUGGAGAGAAAGUGCCCAUGAAGUUCUGCAUGUUUUGUCUUGUGUUUUAAACCUUGAGUGAAAAGAAUAAAGCAAGUCAAUUGCUUUCCAGUGAACAUUUAUACUAUAUCCAAUGUUCUUUGGGCCCAACCAGCUUCACAACCAAUGGCUACAAAGUACUAUCCCCCAGGAACAUAAGAAAUUUUUACCUGGAGUGCAGAGGUGAGACAAUAUAUGGAGUAUUACCUCCAUGUCUUCUACAUGCACAGUCCUCUGCCACAGGGGACCUUUCUUUACCUUUACAUGUUACAAAUAUUCCUAAACACUAAAAAUUUUCAUCACUGACAUCACUUGGUAUUUCUUGUAUUGUGAUUGGUGAUGUAUUUUGUAUUUGUUCCCAUAUUUAUUUUAAUGUCUAUAGUUGCCAAAAUGUAGCUGUACCAUUUGAGACCUUGUAAACUAUGCUUAAAAAAAGCCACAUGAAACAUUAUAUUCUGUUACUAUGUUGAUUUUCAUUGUAAUAUCUAUUAUAGUUCUUGGUGAGCAACAAAAGGAGUUGGUAAAUGGUGUUUGCAGAUCCUUUGCAGUGUAAUUUGUUUUUCCUGACUUUGUUCACACAGGAAUUGUUACACUACCCCCACAAAAGAAAACUUUGACUCAUUUCAGAAAUUACAUUGCAUUAAAGUACCAUAUUAUACAAAGCAUAAUGUGUCUAUGCAAUGUUACUCAUCUCAUAAGAUUGUACAGGAGUGUCAUGUGAAUUGGAGUUAAAAUGCUUAUUAGUUACGUCUUUACACAUUUCACACUCUUGAAACCGUGUGUGGAAUGAAAAGGGAACACCUGAAGAUAUGCUAAUCAGCCUGAAACAUGCAGUGUCAUAUAUAAGACAUGAAGGAAGAAUACUUGCAUGAUGUGCACAGACAGAAUAAACAUUGGACAUAAUCUCACA
Zootermopsis nevadensis is the source of this 2407-nucleotide messenger RNA. It is a transcript of the gene Bap55, whose product is annotated as Brahma associated protein 55kD. The record is from RefSeq and is a predicted model, not a curated record. NCBI's taxonomy places the organism in Eukaryota, Metazoa, Arthropoda, Insecta, Blattodea, Termopsidae.